This is a messenger RNA of Cynoglossus semilaevis (tongue sole), 5165 nucleotides long. RefSeq names its product kelch-like family member 24a (gene klhl24a). Lineage: Eukaryota; Metazoa; Chordata; Actinopteri; Pleuronectiformes; Cynoglossidae. Gene Ontology annotation, molecular function: protein binding. The transcript has 8 exons. The record is from RefSeq and is a predicted model, not a curated record. The coding region runs from base 483 to 2285 and encodes 600 amino acids.
UUUGAAGUAUUUCCCCAACUUAAAGUUGCGUUUGUUUGCAAACAAAGAACAGCCACGUGGAGAACUGAAGCUGUCUGGGAAGUGUAGUGCCAUCUGAAUAUUAAGACCAGCGCGUAGGCACCAUUUAGACUUCAAUUCCCACAAUGCAACAGCAAAACGAUGUCAGACGCAGUCGGCUGAUUUUUUUUUUCUCUCGUGACAAGUAUAUAUGGCUUCAUUGUUUACAGUGAGUUAGUUAGAGGUCUUUGUUGUUGUCAUUAACCCGGAGUCAAAAUGCCCCGGCUGUGUACCAGCCUGUCGUCUGUAUCUUAACUCUUUAUCACCACAGCUUUGUAAAAACAGCUUUUUAAAACUUUUCAGCACACGUAUUUUUUUUUUCCAGUUACGUUUCCUCUAUUUUUAACUGCAAGGGAGACUUCACGGGUACAUCAAAAUAAGGUGAUCUAAGAUUUGAGAAACGGUCUGUAUUAAAGGUGGAAGCCAUGGUGUUGAUUUUGGGCCGAAGGAUUAUUAGAGAGGACUCUGGGAUCAAAGACUCACCGGCUGUCAAACGCAAGGUAUUUGACGUUGAUCCCAAAGGUUUGGCCAGCCAGGAUGUUUUGGAUUUCUGUUCUGGUUCAUCCCACUCAGAAGGCAUCUUGCAGGUGUUUAAUGAGUUUCGUGACUGCCGCCUGUUCACUGAUGUGGUCAUCAGUGUACAGGGACGUGAGUUUCCCUGCCACCGGGCUGUGCUCUCUGCAUGUUCUUCCUAUUUCAGAGCAAUGUUCUGCAAUGAUCACCGUGAGAGCCGCGAAAUGCUCGUGGAGAUCAAUGGCAUCUUGGCCGAGGCAAUGGACUCCUUCCUCACCUAUGUUUACACCGGCCGUGCCAAAAUUACCACAGAGAACGUCCAGUUUCUUUUUGAGACCUCCAGUCUUUUUCAGAUCACCACACUGCGUGAUGCCUGUGCUAAGUUCCUGGAGGAUCAGUUGGACCCCUGCAACUGCCUGGGUAUCCAGCGCUUUGCAGACGCCCAUUCUUUAAAGCAGUUAGCUAGUCGUUGCCGCAGCUAUGCCCUUGCCAAUUUCUCAGAGGUGGCUCAGCACGAGGAGUUCCUUGACCUACACAAAGAAGAGCUGGAAGAGUAUAUUGGCAGUGAUGAGCUGUCUAUUGGUAAGGAAGAGGUCGUAUUUGAAGCGGUGAUGCGUUGGGUGUACCACACUGUGGAGACCAGGAGACCAAUGCUAAAGGGCCUGCUGCACCAUGUGCGUCUGCCGCUUCUUCACCCCAACUAUUUCGUCCAGACAGUGGAGGGAGACCACCUCAUCCAGAAUGCCCCAGAGUGCUACCAGCUUCUACAUGAGGCCAGGCGCUACCAUGUGCUUGGAAAUGAAAUGAUGUCACCAAGAACACGUCCUCGCAGGUCAACCGGCUACUCUGAGGUGAUUGUGGUAGUGGGUGGCUGUGAGAGAGUGGGCGGCUUCAACCUGCCUUAUACCGAGUGCUAUGACCCAAUCACAGGAGAGUGGAAAUCCCUGGCCAAACUUCCUGAAUUUACAAAAUCAGAGUAUGCAGUCUGUGCCCUCCGCAACGAUAUCUUGGUCUCAGGGGGUCGAAUCAACAGCAGGGAUGUUUGGAUGUACAACUCACAGCUCAACCUGUGGAUUAGAGUGGCUUCUCUCAACAAAGGCCGCUGGAGACACAAGAUGGGUGUCCUCCUAGGAAAGGUCUAUGCCGUGGGUGGCUAUGACGGCCAGAGCCGCCUCAGCAGCGUUGAGUGUUACGACUCUUUCUCCAACCGCUGGACGGAAGUGGCUCCAAUGAAAGAGGCGGUCAGCUCUCCUGCUGUUGCCAGCUGUGCUGGGAAGCUGUUUGUAAUUGGAGGGGGGCCCGACGAUGAGACUUGUUCAGACAAGGUUCAGUGCUACGAUCCAGAAACUAAUACUUGGUUACUACGGGCCAACAUUCCCAUUGCUAAGCGCUGCAUCACAGCAGUGUCCCUCAACAACCUGAUCUACAUCUGCGGUGGUCUCACCAAGGCCAUAUUCUGCUAUGAUCCUCAGGAGGAUUACUGGAUACAUGUGGUUCACACAUUCAACAAACAGGAGAGCUGUGGCAUGUCGGUGUGCAACGGUAAGAUCUUCAUCCUUGGUGGCAGAGGGGAAAACGGAGAGGCCAUGGACACCAUCCUGUGCUAUGACCCUUCAACUGGCAUCAUCACAGGGGUGGCAGCUAUGCCGAGGCCCAUCUCGUAUCACGGCUGUGUCACCAUCCACCGCUACAAUGACAAGUAUCAUAAACUCUGAUCAAAAAACAAAACACAAAGACACACAAACAAACACUCAAAAACCCUUUACUUUGACUCCCUGUACAACACCCUCUCUCAAACAGGCACAUGUAUUUCUCCACAGCAUCAUGUAGCAACAGUCAGUGUGUUGCUGUGAAUCUUUAACUGUUGUGCUUCACAAAUAAAGCCCUUGUGUGAACGUGGUUGACAAGGUAAACAACCUGACCUUGGCUUGAGAUAAACUAAGGUCAUCCAGCUGGUUUAUCUUGAAUUAGAAAUCUUAACUUCUUAUUGUGUACGUAUCAGGUAUUUGCAUUGGAUUUGUACAUUUACCUCUAAUCUAUUUCCCCUAAUGUGACCUAGUUUAAUACAGAGGUCUGUAGAAAAUGUUUAAGCCUUGAAGCCUGAUUAGAAAUUCAGUGAACAAUACAUGCUGUAUGUCUAAUUUCUUUUUUUUAUUUAUUCAAAAAUGUGAAAACAAGAUGAUAAAAUUCUAUUCCUAAACAUUCAGGAUCCUGGAUUUUUACCUAAAAAUUUAAAUAGUAAAAAUGUGUUUUAUUGCAUUUUGCCUAGACUUAUCUGAAAUGAUAAAAGUUUUUUCAAAAGUUUUAUAAUAGUUUUUACCAAAGGAUGGGCAUCCCAAAAAAAUCUGAGUUUUAAAAUCACUGUCACAAGCUAAGUUGAACACAGCACCACACUGGAUAGAACAACAAAAACUGUCCUCCAUUUUCUAUUUUUUCUUUGAUUAAAAAAACAACGAUCUAAUAGUGACCUGUAGAGAUUUAACAAACAGUCGGCCUGCUGUUCAGCCACAGUGUAUCACAGGUCAUAAAAAGGCAUAGAAGAAAAGAUAAAGAGUGGAGGCUGUGCAAUAAUAUUGGAUCAACACCACUGUUAUCACUGACCUCUUGUUUCCGUUUAUCUCCCACAUCCCUGCACUUACCUCCUGCUUUCACUUCCAAUGCCUGUUUCCCUUUUCCUGUCCCCAUUUCCUUUUCUACAUUAAUGCUCAUUUAAGCAUUAUUAAUUUUUAUAAUUAUUCUCAAUAUAUUCAUUAAUGUCUAAGUUAAACAAGUUUUGAAUUUGUUUUGUAUGUGGAUGUUGUUUUAGCUGUAGCCUUUUGUGUCGCUCAUAUCAGCGUACGUUUAUCGGUGUGCUGGGCUUGUGUGUGAUUUUGUAGGUUUCAGAAGCCUUUGUAGAUCAAACUCUAAGACUGCUCUGACUAUGUGGACACAUGUUUGUGACCUUUGUGACUUGUUCUGGAUGUGUUGAGGUUUGUUUUUGGAGUUCCAGCGGGAACAUUGCAACACAGAACGUCCAUGAACAGAACUCCUGGGGCUGAUGCCGGCACUUCUCACCUGUACACUUACAUGUAAAAAUGUAACUCGGGGGAACCACAGAUACCUCCAGGUGUGUAUGUGUGAAUGUGUGUUUUACUUGUCAGCUGAAGGUGGGGUUUGUAGCAGUGCUAUACCUCACAUUGUGAGUGAUAUGGAUUUUAGAUGGAUUGGCUUAUGGUCAGUAAAAGUCACCUUUUACUACACUUGGUGUUGAUAGACUAGUGAUAUUGCUGUGAAUAUGACUUAUUUUUAUCAUAUGUUGUUGUUUAACCUGUAUUUAAAAAUGUUAUGUUUUCUUAUUUGCAUUUUUUUUUUAUUUUCUGUAACUGAGAGCCCCAAUUGUGCACUUUGACAGAAUACUCUUAAAUGUAGAAUUACAUGACAAUGAUUUUCUUUUUUUCCUUUCCUUUUUUUUUUUUUUUACUGUAUCAGUAAAUGUUUCUUUCUUUCAUGUGAUAAAAAAACAGGGCCUGUCAGCUCCUCCUGUUGGCCGCUACCUGUUAUAGCUUUGAUAUGAGUGACUGCCAGAUAACUGAAUGCAUCACCAAAGGUGUAAACACAAACAUACAGGGCAGAGUUAGUCAGUGGCUCUCGUUAGGAGAAACACUUAUUAAAAUAAAAGCCAAAGGCAGAUAGUUUAAGAUAUGGUUUGAGGAAAAAAAGAUUACAAAGUUAAGAAAUUCCCACCCCAGGUUUGAACUUGUUUUGGUGAUUCGUCAUAUCAUGUCAGAAAAAUGUCUGUGACAUUGACAAAAACACCGGAGGUAAGGGGUUCACUUUAACCAACUUCUAGGAAUUUCCUGAGAAAGAUGUCCUCAUGCUGAAAAGAACUUACCCCAGGCGCACUCCCAUACCUUCACUGUCAACUACUGUAAAUUGAUUUGCUCACAGGGCCAAUAGGAGGGGAUGGGGGUCAGAAAGUGGUUUGAAGAACAGAGCUGGAUUAAUUAAAAAAGUUAAUAAUAAUUUUUUAAAAAGUAAGAAAGAUAUUGUGUUUGAAUGUGUGUCUAGGAUUUCAUCGAGUAUUUGAUGCAGAGUGAGACAUGGACUGUUUUCUAUUAUUCAUUCAAUAUAAUAAUGACUUUUUAUAAUGUUUUUCACGUUUACUUUUUCAUUUGUUUGUUGUGGUGGUUGUGAUUGUGGGACUGUGUUGUGUUGCUCUUGUGUGUUUUUGCAAAAAAUGUUGUUUGAUUUUAUUUUAUUUUAUUUGUUUAAAUAAUACAAAAACAAAUGCAGAUUUAAGAAAGUGGAUUUGAUUGGUUCCCAAAGAUGCCUGAUUAAAAGUUUUUUAAAAAGUACUUGCAUGCAACAUGGGGGCUUUACCCCCUAAACAUGGAGAAGGCUACCAUGUGUGCCUUAUUAAAAUGUGGGGAUUCAGCGUGACCAUUGUGAUAUAACCAUUUAUUGUUGUGUGAGUGAUGAAACGUGUUAAUGCCAUCUUUUCCUCAGAUGCCUUGUCUGACUGUAGGAAAGCAUUGAUAUUUUUGUAUACUACAGUAUGUUUAAAUGUAUUGGUUGACUUGUGUAUGAAAACAUCAAUAAAGUUUUUCUUUACCAGA